Caenorhabditis bovis is the source of this 1323-nucleotide messenger RNA. Lineage: Eukaryota; Metazoa; Nematoda; Chromadorea; Rhabditida; Rhabditidae. The record is from the annotation of a GenBank genome assembly.
AUGUCUCAACCAACAAAAAAUGGCUCUCAACGACGACCCGAAGUACGAAAAGUUGACUUCUUAUUACGGCCGAAAUUUACAAACAACUUGCCGGAUAUACCAUUUGAAGGAAAAUUCAUGAACUGCCCAUUUGUCCCAUUGUCGAGAUUUUGUGAAUAUAAAGAGUCCACGGUUGAGAAGGAGUACAAACACAGUGUCAUUUGUGACGAUGACGUGGGAUUGAACAUUGAUCUAAUUGAUUUAGGAAAAUACGAUCAAGAUGAAAAGGAAAUGCCAUUCGAUGAAAAAGAUCAAUAUCUCCUAGACGAUGAAAGUAAUAGCAAAAUUAAUAUGAAAAGGUCUGCACAACAUUCACGACUGGUCCCCUGGAUGAGAAAGACUGAGUACAUUUCCACAGAGUAUAAUCGCCAAGGCGUUUCAUCGGACAGACAAGAAACAAAGCUUGGUUAUAAUUUGAAGAAGAAUCAGCAAGUUGAUGACAUGUACCGAGAUCGACAAAGUCAAAUUGAUGCCAUCAAUAAAACCUUUGAGGACGCGAGGAAGCCUGUCACUGCACAUUAUAGUAAAAAGGGAGUGCACGCCGUCGAGGAGUCAUUCAUAUUUCCCGAUUUCGAGAACUGGAAGAAUGCUUAUGCUUAUGUUCAGUUUGACGGUGAAACGGUUAAUCGGGAUAUUCCAGAAGGUCUAAGGAAGACCGCUGCCGAACUAAGCUUAAUCCGGGGAAUGAAGUUUGAAGAUGAGCAGUUUGCUGCUCUGUUCACACCAACUGUUGAAAAUAUGCAAAAGCAGAUGGAAGAUUUAGAAGCGGGUAGAAAUUUCGAAGAAGAUGAACGAUAUGAUUACACCCUCAAUCGUGAAUAUAUUUGGAAACUUGAAUCAUCCAUAUUACAAGGAGAUCAUGAUAACUAUGUGUUCCACUGGAAAAAUGGAGAAGCAAAGUACGAUGAAGUUGAAAGCAUGGUGAAGAUGACAAGGCGGAGGAAAAUGUAUCUGAGCAAGAAGUCUAAGCUUUUUGUGCAUUUCCGCGAUUAUGAUGAGCAGGAGCUGGAGCAAAUGCAAACUAAGUUUGAGAAUUUGUUCAAGCCGCCGAAGAAACAACAAGUGAUUCAGGAAGAGCCUGAGGAAGAUGAGGAAGAAGAUGAUAGCGAGGAGGAUGAAGAAAAGAAGGACAAGAGUUCGGGAUCAGAAAGCGAUGAUGACGAUGAUGAGGAGGAGGAGGAUAGUGAUGCGAAGAACAAGAAAAAACCAGCUGCGGAGAGCAGUGAAAGUGGCAGUGGUAGCGAUGAGUCGGACUCUGACGCGGAGCAAAAGGUUAGACCAUAG